This is a messenger RNA of Hyaena hyaena (striped hyena), 3588 nucleotides long. Its product is annotated as zinc finger protein OZF-like. Gene Ontology annotation, cellular component: nucleus. Bases 1608 to 3269 code for a protein of 553 amino acids. Gene Ontology annotation, biological process: regulation of transcription by RNA polymerase II. Lineage: Eukaryota; Metazoa; Chordata; Mammalia; Carnivora; Hyaenidae. The transcript has a single exon. The record is from RefSeq and is a predicted model, not a curated record. Gene Ontology annotation, molecular function: DNA-binding transcription activator activity, RNA polymerase II-specific; RNA polymerase II cis-regulatory region sequence-specific DNA binding.
AGUAGGAAUAGGUAGAUACAUGGAUAAUUAUAUGGAUAAUAAUUUUAUAAUCAUGAUAGGAGGAAGACUUUUCUAUCAUUUUAAGAUUCUAAUUCAUAGGAGUGUGGUAUCUAUUAAAAAUUUGAAAGUAAGUAUGGAAGUGUUACCUAAGAAAAUACUGUUUAUUCCAAUACAGCAAUAACCAGCAAUAAUCAGUAUUCUCCCCUCAGUCCAUAGUCCUCAUUAUAUUCCAGUUGUUGACACGUUUUCAUAAAUCUCCUGCCCAAUAUUGUUGCGUUUAAAAAGUGCCCAAAGCCACAGAGAACCACCAUGAGGAGACCAAGAUCCACUAGCAAUUUCUUCCCUAGAAACUGAGAUGCCUCUUGCCCACAGCCUACCUCAUCCCAAAUGAGCCCCUCCUCAGUCUAUGGAGGCUUGGGCCCCAGUAUUGUCUCUUGUCCUGGCAACCAGUGAUUCUGCCAUGGUCGCCUGCAAGGAACGAAUGUGCAAGGCAGACCGCCCUUUGUAAGUAAUGAAGCCCUCUUACCACAUGUUGCUGCACAAACUUCCCCUCCUGACAGUCAAAAUACGAGGAAAUUUACCUCUUUCUAGUUCUUUCAAAUCAGAGGCACAGCUGUUUCAUAAAUCAUUUCUUGGGGAUGUGGAGAAGAGAAUUAUUUUUCUUCCAAAAUCGUGGGGAGGAGCUCCUUUCUGACCCGAGUACUGGUAUAAUUCUCAAGGCAGUAAGGGAGGGUGUCAAAAUGCCAAUGAGGUACAUGCCUGGUUUCUUGCUCUACUCCUAAAUGAACUUCAACAGUGUCCCAAAAUAUACCUUACUUUUCCUAGUUUUCCUAGCUACCCAAAAGUUUUAUGGUGUGUUGAAGACCCUAGAUAGGUAGAUAGGUAGGUAGGUAGGUAGGUAGGUAGAUAGAUAGAUAGAUAGACCGACAGACAGAUUUCUUCAUGAUGGAGUUCAGGUAGGUUUCACCAUUUUGGAAAUUCAUAACAAUUCUUUGGUAUCUACACAUUGCCAUAUAAUUAUCUAUUGUGGCCCUAUAUUUUUAUUUCAGAGAUUUCACUUAAUGCUGUCUACCUUCACUUCUUCAUUUCUGAUUUUAGUUAGUCUUCUCUAUCAUUCCGACUUGACAUUAUAUAGGUCUGAUAAUUUUGGGCGACUGCUCUGAACAUCAACUUUUCCCAUUAUUGAGUUUUCUAUGUUUGCUAUAGCCUCUAUUCUCCAUUUCUAUUUUAGCUUUAAAUUUCCUUUUUUUCUGCUAAUUUUGAGCCCCAAGGGUCCUUUUCCUGAUUUUCCAAGAUAUAAGAAAGUGAUUUGUACUACAGCAAGAUAUGUUACGGAACUGUCUAUUAAGCUAUGUGGUUAGUUCCUAUGUACAAGUUUGUGUGUCCAUGGAAGACUGAAGUCCUGGUGAUUUCUUCUCAGCUAUCUCUCUGAUGUUCGCUAAUUGAUUUUAAGGUUAUUUAUGAGAAGUAGUCAGUACAUUCAUCUGAUAGUAGUACCUAGAAUGAUUUUACUUUCUAUUAUUUGAUCUCUUUCAGCUAUAUUUUCACAUGGCACCCAGACAUUCCUGCCAAAGCCAUGCCUAGAAGCUUCUUUCCAAAACUUGCCAAUGAGUAGCUAUAAACAUAGUUCCCUUGAGAAUGGACAUCUAAUGACAGACUGCAACAAGAAUGGGGAGAAUGAAAGCCAUCAAAGACAUCUGGGGACUCCUUUUCCAGAGAACGAUUAUGAAUGUAAUAAAUAUGAGGAAGUCUUUUAUCAAAGCACCAAAUUUAUUACACACAAGAAUAUCCCUACAGGAGAGAAGCCUUACAAAUAUAAUGAAUGUGGGAAAAUUCUUAACCAGUCCUCCAAUGUUGGUGAUGAUCAGAGGAUUCAUGAGGGAGAAAACCAUGACAGAGGUAAUAAACCAGGGAACAUGUUUAGUAAUUCAUUAAAGCUAAAUGCACAUAAGACCGUUGGUACUGGAGUGGAAAGGUAUAUAGGUAACGAAUGUGUCAAAGCCCUUGACCUCCAGCAAAUGCAUACUGGACAGAAACCUUACAAAUGUGAAGACUAUGUCAAAACCCUUAAAUUGUGCUCAGCUAUUACUCAACAUGAGGUAACUCAUACUGGAGAGAGACCUUACCAAUGUAAAGAAUGUGGCAAGGCCUUUAAUCGAUCCUCAACCCUUAAUGAGCAUCGCAAAACCCACAGUGGAGAGAAACCUUACCAAUGUAAAGAAUGUGGCAAGGCCUUUCAAAGGUAUUCCUACCUUACAAAACAUCGCAAAAUUCAUACUGCAGAGAAACCUCACCAAUGUAAAGAAUGUGGCAAGACUUUUAACCAAUCCUCAUACCUUACUAAACAUCACAGAAUCCAUACUGGAGAGAAACCUUACCAAUGUAAAGAAUGUGGCAAGGCCUUUCGAAGGUACUCAAACCUUACACAACAUCGCAAAAUUCAUACUAGAGACAAACCUUACCAAUGUAAAAAAUGUGGCAAGGCCUAUGUCAAAUCCUCAGACCUUACUAAACAUCAUAGAAUUCAUACUGGUGAGAGACCUUACCAAUGUCAAGAAUGUGGCAAGGCCUAUGUCCAAUCCUCAGACCUUGCUAAACAUCAUAGAAUUCAUACUGAAGAGAGACCUUAUGAAUGUAAAGAAUGUGGCAAGGCCUUUCAAAGAUACUCAUACCUUAGAAAACAUCGCAAAAUUCAUACUGGAGAGAGACCUUACCAAUGUCAAGAAUGUGGCAAGGCCUAUGUCACAUCCUCAGACCUUACUAAACAUCACAGAAUUCAUACUGGAGAGAGACCUUACCAAUGUAAAGAAUGUGGCAAGGCCUAUAUCACAUCCUCAAACCUUACUAAACAUCACAGAAUUCAUACUGGAGAGAGACCUUACGAAUGUAAAGAAUGUGGCAAGGCCUUUCAAAGGUACUCAUGCCUUACACAACAUCGCAAACUUCAUACUGGAGAGAGACCUUACCAAUGUAAAGAAUGUGGCAAGGCCUUUAAUCGAUCCUCAACCCUUAAUGAGCAUCGCAAAACCCACAGUGGAGAGAAACCUUACCAAUGUAAAGACUGUGGCAAGGCCUUUCAAAGGUACUCAUGCCUUACACAACAUCGCAAACUUCAUACUGGAGAGAGACCUUACCAAUGUAAAGAAUGUGGGAAGGCCUUUACCCACUACUCAAACCUUACUGCACAUCACAAAAUCCAUACUGGAGAGAAACCUUACCAAUGUAAAGAAUUCGGCAAGUCCUUUCAAGGCCACUCACACCUUACAUGACAUUGCAGAAUUCAUACUGCAGACAAAUCUUGCCAAUGUAAUGAAUGUGGCAAGGCCUUUAACCAGCAUGCAUCCCUGACUCAACAUCACAGGAUUCACACUGGAGAGAAACCUCACCAAUGUAAAGAAUGUGGCAAGGCCUUUACCCACCGCUCAAACCUUACUAAACAUCACAGAAUCCAUACUGGAGAGAAACCUUACCAAUGUAAAGAAUGUGGCAAGGCCUUUAGGCACCUCUCAACCCUGACUGAACAUCACAGAACUCAUGCUGGAGAUGAACCUUACCAAUACAAAGAAUGUGAGACAAGCUUUCAUCACU